This is a messenger RNA of Paramecium tetraurelia, 1233 nucleotides long. RefSeq lists its product as uncharacterized. The transcript has 2 exons. The record is from RefSeq and is a predicted model, not a curated record. NCBI's taxonomy places the organism in Eukaryota, Ciliophora, Oligohymenophorea, Peniculida, Parameciidae.
AUGCUCAAAAACUUAUUAAUUGUUUUUUUGUAUUCUCUUCUUAUUGCUGUGAAGGCUGAGAAUGUAUUAACUAUAGCAUUUGGCUCAUGCUUUAAAUUUUAUAGAUCUCAUGACACAGAUGUUUUUCUAAGAAUUUAGUAGUUUAAUCCAUAAUAUUUUUUAUGGUUGGGAGACGCUGCUUAUAUUGAUUAUUCUCAUACUAGAGUAAAAGAUAAAUUUGACAUCACCAACAAUGAUAAAUAUUAUGCUCAAUUCAAAAAGAGUGUAACAAUCAAAGGAAUUUAUGAUGACCAUGAUAGUAAUUAAAAUAAUGGAGAUAAAUUCAACCCUUUCAAAGAAAGUGCAAAAUAAUUAUAUCUAGAUUUUAUUGGUGUAGACAAUAAUUCUCCCCUUAGAAAAUAGGAUGGCAUUUACUAAUCAUUCUAUGCUGAUCAAGAUAAUCAGAUUCUAAUUGUUAUGACAGAUAUAAGAUAUAAUUCCGAUAAAUAAACAGGUGAUUCCUUAGGAGAAAAUUAAUGGAAAUGGUUAGAAGAAUAAUUUAAGAAAAAAAGCGAAUUGAUCAUCAUGACAUCUGGAAUCUAAGUUAUGCCUGAUGAUAGAGAUGGAUCAGAAACAUGGUUUAAAUGGUCUAAAAAGAGAUUAUAUACUUUAAUCAAAAAAUAUAAUAAGCCUAUCAUCUUCUUAUCUGGAGAUGUGCACUAUUCUGAAAUUAUGAAAUAUCCAUGUCCCCAUAGGUUAGGUUAAAAUCUCUAUGAAUUUACUUCAAGUGGAAUGACAUUUGCUAAUUCUGAUCAUAUUCCCUUUUUUGGCUUUAUUUCCUAAUUUUUUCGUCCAACAACUUUUAGUAACAAUUAAGAUCACUAUUACAAAUCGAAUUUUGGAAUCUUAAAAGUAAUUACUAAUAAUCGAAAUUCACCUGUAAGGAUUGAUUAUGAAACUCAUUCUAGUGAUGACUCUAGUGUUGUUUUGUAGAAGACUAUCUAUAUUGAAGAGCUACAACAAUAAUUUUAUGAUGACUCUUAGUCUUGUAUAUUAGAUGUAUAUAGAGAAGAGAGAUAAUGGUAGAAUUAUUUAUUGAGAAUUAAUGAAAGCAUUUUUAUAGUGAGUUGCUCGCUAUUGGCAGUAUUGUUAUUCAUUAUAUUUUUGAUAUAUAAUUUUAUAUCCUAUAUUUCUAAAUUUUUAGAAUUAUAUAAACAGAUAUAGAUGAAUAAAUUAAAAAUUAAAUAAGAAUGA